AUGCUGAUUCAUGACGACGAAAUCAGAAACCAGAAAGUGAAGAGAAUACAGAAAGUUUGCAGAAAGGAAACAACGAUGAAUUUUCUAGGAAGUCAAAAUGAAGAAGAUAAGAAAAGAAAAACAAUUUCCAUGAGGAGAAGGAAAGAAAAAAUUCCCCGCACGAGUGAAAAGUUUUCCGUUAAAAGCUACUCAGCAACUCAUACAAAUGUAGAAGAUAUGUAA
This is a messenger RNA of Clunio marinus, 222 nucleotides long. NCBI's taxonomy places the organism in Eukaryota, Metazoa, Arthropoda, Insecta, Diptera, Chironomidae. The record is from the annotation of a GenBank genome assembly.